Arachis duranensis is the source of this 989-nucleotide messenger RNA. RefSeq names its product copper transporter 2. The record is from RefSeq and is a predicted model, not a curated record. The transcript has a single exon. Lineage: Eukaryota; Viridiplantae; Streptophyta; Magnoliopsida; Fabales; Fabaceae. Gene Ontology annotation, cellular component: plasma membrane. Gene Ontology annotation, biological process: copper ion transmembrane transport; intracellular copper ion homeostasis. Gene Ontology annotation, molecular function: copper ion transmembrane transporter activity. Bases 121 to 564 code for a protein of 147 amino acids.
CGCAGUACAAUAGUAACAAAUCACCUUCCUUAUAGGUCCACACAGUACUGUACUACACCCCACGCCACCCCACCUUAUUACAACAAAGAAACCCUUCACAGCACCCAACACAUCCACAACAUGGAUCAUGACAUGGGCAUGGCAGCACCACCGCCAUCCACCAUGGUGAUGAUGAAGCGCCGCCAUUUCAUGCACAUGACAUUCUUCUGGGGGACAAAGUCUGAGGUUCUGUUCGACCAAUGGCCCGGGGACAGCCGUGGCAUGUACGCGCUCGCUCUGCUCUUUGUUUUCGUCAUGUCCUUCCUGGUGGAGUGGCUGUCCCACACCCGCUUUAUGAAACCCGGUUCCAACAAGCUCAGUGCCGGUUUGUGUCAGACCGUGUUACACCUCCUUAGAGUUGGUUUGGCAUACCUCGUUAUGCUUGCUCUCAUGUCGUUCAACGCCGGUGUCUUCUUGAUGGCUGUGUUGGGUCACGCUCUCGGCUUCUUCUUCUUUGGUAGCCGGGCUUUCGCUAAACCACACAAUGAUAAGAGAUAUGAUGAUCUUCCGCCAAUGUCUUGUUGAUUACUUUUUUUUUUUGGGAGUGUUUUUAUUUAUUUCCCUAGUUGAAAUAACUAUAAUUAGAGCAUUUAUUAUUAUUAACUUGGAACUAUUUUUGUGAUUUUAAUUGUGUGUUGGGUAGAUGGAAUUGUAGGUGGGGAUUAAGAUCCAGAUCCAGAUCCAGAUCAAAUUUCACGUAUACUUGGUUACCCAUGGUCACUCAUAUAGUACAGUCUUAUAGUUGUAAUAAUGGAUAGAAACUCUUAUUGUUAUGUAAUGUCUACGGUUUGGACCCAUCGUCCUUAAAACAAAUUUCCCUCAAAUGUCAUUCACUGUAUGUGCACACUGCAUGCUCAACUCUAAUGGGCUCAACAUUCCCCCUAGCCCAAAAUCUACCGGUGUUCUACGAUUUUCUCUUUAAUAAGUCAAGUAUUUUGUUGGAUUGACAA